Molecule: messenger RNA, 747 nt
Organism: Eleginops maclovinus (Patagonian blennie)
Lineage: Eukaryota; Metazoa; Chordata; Actinopteri; Perciformes; Eleginopidae
Product: acylphosphatase-2-like
Exons: 4
Coding region: 23-412 (129 amino acids)
Molecular function (GO): acylphosphatase activity
Source: RefSeq, a predicted model, not a curated record
GUGAGAUAUUUCUGGAGUGAGCAUGUGUGAGCAGAGAGUGCUUGCAGCCGGGGUUUUCUCUGUCUCUCUGACUCUCGUCCUCCUCUGUGUGACUCUCUGUCUCAGGAUGGGUGAAGCAGGAGGAAACAAGCUGACCUCUGUCGACUUUGAGAUCUUCGGAGACGUUCAGGGGGUCUGUUUCAGAAUGUAUACGGAGAAGCAGGGUCUGUAUCUGGGUCUGGUGGGCUGGGUGAAGAACACCCACAGUGGGACGGUGGUGGGACAGGUGCAGGGUCCCGCUCACAAGGUGGAGGAUAUGAAGGUGUGGCUGAGUAAAGAAGGAAGUCCGAGCAGCCGCAUCACCAGAGCCUCCUUCUCCAACCAGAGAAGCAUCGACAAGCUGGAGCUCUCCGGCUUCAAGACGCGCUUCUGAUCAACGAAUCAAACGCACCCAAGAGAGAUUCUUCUCCUUUACUCAGAGCAGAAACACUGAACACUGCUUAGAGUGGGUUUAUUUAUAUAUAUAUUGACCAGAGAAUGUGCUAAAAGUUCAGAUUAUGAAGUAUAUCUAUUUCAAAAUGUAGACAUGAGAAUAAGUGCGGUGUACAGCCUUGUGUUAAUGCAACGGUUAAGUCAAGUUAUGGAAAAUAUUUUACCCUAAUGGUCAACCUCAAUUAAGUCAUGAUGUAUUUAUUAGAUUCUGAAUUUAUUUCUGCAAAUAAUAUCCCUGAAACUCCUUGAAUGUCUCAAUAAAGAAGUUGAAAUAUC